Populus euphratica (Euphrates poplar) is the source of this 935-nucleotide messenger RNA. Its product is annotated as Sugar isomerase (SIS) family protein. Bases 82 to 699 code for a protein of 205 amino acids. The transcript has 2 exons. NCBI's taxonomy places the organism in Eukaryota, Viridiplantae, Streptophyta, Magnoliopsida, Malpighiales, Salicaceae. Gene Ontology annotation, molecular function: carbohydrate derivative binding; isomerase activity. The record is from RefSeq and is a predicted model, not a curated record. Gene Ontology annotation, biological process: carbohydrate derivative metabolic process.
CACUCUUCCUGAUAGAUAUCCCUUCAUGUACUAUACAACUUAAAAACAAGAAUCGAAAGACAAAACAUACAGCAGAAAACAAUGGGGACCGAAACCGCUUCAAUGUCCUCUCUAGCGUCACGCAUAUGCAAUCACAUGGCCUCCAUCUUUGCCAAACCCACUGGCCCCCACCCACCACCCUUAGACCUCAUGGUCACCACUCUCACUUCCACGGCAGCCCAAAAUGGUAGUGUCUUCCUCUAUGGGGUUGGUAGGGAGGGCCUGAUGCUCAAGGCUCUGUGCAUGAGGCUGGCUCACCUUGGCAUCUCUACCCACUUUGUCUUUGACAUGACAACCCCACCAAUCACUUCAAAUGACCUCCUCAUAGCCUCUGCUGGACCUGGAGGAUUCUCAACUGUUGAUGCCUUAUGCUCACUCGCAAGAUCGUAUGGUGCUACAGUGUUGUUGUUGACGGCUCAGCCUGAGACAGGAUCCUGUGUGAAGCAUGCUAGCGUGGUUUGUUAUCUGCCAGCACAGACCAUGGCUGAUGAUAAGGGUGAUGGCGAUGGCGGAGAGGAGAAAUCUAGGCCUUUGAUGCCAAUGGGAAGUGUUUUUGAGGGGGCCUUGUUUGUGUUCUUUGAGAUGGUUGUUUACAAGUUAGGUGAGGCUUUAGGACAGAGCCCUGAGGUCAUUCGAUCUCGCCAUACCAACCUUGAAUGAAAAAAAUGCAAAAUCACGUCAGUCCUCCCUUUCUCUGUGAAGAGUUGAUCCGCCUCCCAUGCCGGAUUAUGGAUUAGAUCAUGUCAUCUCUUCAAAGUCAUCAUCGUGUUUACGGAGCUGUACAUGGAAACUUUCCAUUAAAAUGGAUGCGCAUGCCUCCAGUCACUUCUUCUUCAAGGUUAGAGAUGUACAUGAAAACCUCACUCUGAAUUGUUGCUUCACUUUCGUUUUUAAAC